Mesorhabditis spiculigera is the source of this 993-nucleotide messenger RNA. The record is from the annotation of a GenBank genome assembly. NCBI's taxonomy places the organism in Eukaryota, Metazoa, Nematoda, Chromadorea, Rhabditida, Rhabditidae.
AUGUGCCGUAACUACAGUGCGGACGAGUUCGUCAGAGAUGCCGUCAACUACACGAAGGCGCUCGGGCCUAUUCCGCUGCUGGGGGAGAAGCUGCGGCCGGGGAUGAAUCUGUUCACCUCCAUCUUCUUCUACAAAAUACGCACCUCGGCGAUCCCCGAGGUAAAACUCCAGAUUUCACUGGCCGAAUCCGGGCAUUUGAUAUUUCUCAGCGAGCGCAGUAUCGCAACCGAGAAUAUGACCCAACAUCUUGAGCUUUUGUUUUCAGUGGUCACGAAGACCAUUGUCACGUACCACGCUGGAUUCAGCCCUGAAACUCCGGAAACCAAGCGGCAACUCGCGGAGUUGAGAUCCAUCUUCGAGCGGUUCUUUGUUUUCUUCCUCGAAGAAUCGCGUCCCGACGCUCCGAUGACGAACAUCACCCUGGACGAGCUGCAGGAAUUGGCCCCAGAGUGGGUCGGCACGUUUACCAAACUCUCCGAACACCUUAUGGUCAAACAUCUGCGGACACCCGGUGACAAGGAGGUGAUUGAGCACAUCGGCCAAAAUGUUCUCGUCUCGUUCCUGGAGGUACUCGAUGAGAACCCGUGGCUGACUCCAGAGAGCCGCGCCAUUCUGAAAAAGAGGCUGAUCAACAUGCAAAACAUGCUCGGCUACAACACGAAUGCUAUCGAUCUACGAGCCGCCGAGGAGAUUGCGAAAUUUAUCACGAUUCCCGACGUGGCGACCCCGUUCGAGUGGCUGAAGAUGACUUGGCGUAUCCGUUGGGCUCACGAGAAUUUUGACGUUGGGGAUACGGUGGUCGAUCGGGCAGGCACGUCGUUGACCGGCUUUCAGGCGGAGAAUGUUCAUUACAAGGCCCAUCCCUUCCAUCCGGUGCGCUUCAACGGGAACAUGAAGAACUUUGAGGAGUUUGCGACGGCGUUCAAGUGUCCUCUGAACUCGCCGAUGAACCCGAAGAACAAGUGCCGUGUCUGGCGUCGCAUCAAGAAGCAC